Molecule: messenger RNA, 1832 nt
Organism: Amphibalanus amphitrite
Lineage: Eukaryota; Metazoa; Arthropoda; Thecostraca; Balanomorpha; Balanidae
Product: aquaporin-9-like
Exons: 7
Coding region: 131-1168 (345 amino acids)
Biological process (GO): water transport; glycerol transmembrane transport
Cellular component (GO): basolateral plasma membrane; plasma membrane
Molecular function (GO): glycerol channel activity; urea transmembrane transporter activity; water channel activity
Source: RefSeq, a predicted model, not a curated record
UAUCGAUCGCAAUGGACUGAAGAGCACUUCCAGCCGAGUCACUGUUAAUUUAAUCCGUCCUCUUCGGACAAAGCUCAUCCGCAAUCGGGGGUCGUUCAAAAAUCAUCAGCACGAUGGGCGUCGGCAUGGGAUGGAGGCACCGGACGGCAUGUGGCAGCCGACUGCGGCCAUCAGAUCGGUCAUACGGAGCUCAGCAGCCCCGCCGGACUGUCGUGCAACAGCGCUGCGCCGACCGACCACAGGUAAACGGCGACCACGACCACUGCUUUGGUUUACAGUCACGAUGCUGCUCCGUCUGCGCCGCCUGCGAAGCGUCUGUCGCCUUCGUCACCCGCUGCUGAGGGAGACGCUGGCGGAACUGCUAGGAACCGCCGUACUGGUGUUUAUCGGCAACUCUACGAUAGCGAACAACGUGCGGAAUCCGCUGGUGGCGGCCGUCAACGUCCCGCUGGGUUACGUCGCCGCCGUGAUGAUCGCCGUGUUCGCCACGGGUGGUGUGUCCGGCGGCCACAUUAACCCAGCCGUGACCCUGGCGCUCUGCCUGUCGGGCCGAUGUGACCUGACCCGUCUGCUACCCUUCACCGGUGCCCAGUACAUUGGCGGCUUCAUCGGCGCGCUCCUGACGCACAUUCUAUUCUUUGAUUUGAUUCAGUCCGACACCGAUCGACUCAACCCGACAAUAUAUGGAAUAUUCUCCACCUAUCCGAACAACAGCAUAUCAAUCGGAGGAGCCUUCUUUGACCAGGUGCUCGGAACUGCCAUCCUGGUGUUCGGCAUCAUGGCUAUAUCCGACAAACAGAAUAUGAACGUGCCGAAGCCGCUGCUGCCCGUGGGCGUGGGUAUCGUUCUGUACGGAGCCAUCGCCUCGUCGUGCUCCAACACGGGCGCGGCGCUGAACCCCGCCAGGGACCUGGGGCCGAGGAUCUACUCCUUUGUCAUCGGCUACCGACAGGUGUUCAGUGUGGGUCACCAGUUCUGGUGGAUCCCGGUGGUGGCCGGCUACAUUGGCGGCCUUCUCGGUGCCUUCGUCUACCUGUUCUGCAUUGAGCUGCACCACCCGACGGCAGAGGGCGACGAGCAGAGGGAGGGGGCGCCACCAGCGGCCUCACGGGGAUGUGAGAAGGACGGCUGGGAGAACGGGGCCCUGCAGGUGGAGGGGUGCCUGUGACCCCGCCGGAGCAGACGAGGCACAGGGGGUGCCUGUGACCCCACCGGAGCAGAUGAGGCACAGGUGUGGAUGGGUGUUGGGUGCUGACUGCUGGUGACCCUCCUCAGACGAAGGACAGGUGUGGAGGGAGAAUAGAGAUGGAGUGUCGGCGAAGUGUCCCAAAUGCAGGACAUUGCGAGACAUUUCCUAUGAACCUAUCAAGAAGAGAUAGGAAGUUUACGGUGUAAUUGCUUUUUGCGCUAACCGAUGGCCCCUGUGAGAAAACAUAGGUACGUUAGUGAUCGUUUGAAGCGUGUCACAUUUACGUCUUAUAGAUGAGGCAUACCCGUAAGCCAUUUGCUGAGCUUGACAUAUGCAUAUACGGUAUUUGCAUGUCAUUGCAUUAUUCAAUGUUGGUUGCAAGCUGAAAAUUUAAAUGGCUGUGGUACAUUCAUGAUUGUUUUGGACAAUCCCUUGAGCACCGCCUUCAACUUGACGCUACCUAUCCCGGGAUGCGACCUAGAAAAGCAGCGUGAAAAGGCCUUCCGUGAUCCAUCAACUGUGCACCUUUAUGAAGGUUAACUAUCACAUCAUGAAUGCCACCUGAUAUGAUACUUGACUGUACGAGUAUCAGUACAUCUUUCAUCUCGAAUAUAACUGGCCAGUGGUCACAGACAUUACUGGA